AUGCCAGCCCAGACGAGACGCAGCGAGAGAGCGCAGUCAGCGCAACGACAACGUGGAGAAGAGACACCAUUUUCCGACCUCCCAGAACCCCCUCAAGUUCAGCCAGCAGGACUAGGUCGCGGCUCUAUAGGCCGCGAGAUGCAACAAAACAAGAGGAGCACCGCUCAGAUAGAGGACGACGAAUACAACGAGUACGACGAAGAUACUAACCCCUCCUCUCCCUCUCCCUUGGGCCAGGAAGAAAUCCUUAUCGCUACGCACGAGGAACGCCUACGCAAGAGGCGCGCCGAUCUAGAACGCCUCCGAAGCGCUUCAGCCGCGCCCGCUCCCGGAGUUGUAUUGAGCUCAGCUGAGGCCGUAGACCUCCGCAACAGGGUUAGCCCCCUUACCCAGGCUGUAUCAGGAGCGCUGUCAGAGCAACAACAGAGCGACGAGUUCAUCGCCCCCAAGCCACCUUCCACAAGCUCCCUACCAACAGAAGCGGCGGUCACAGGAGGCUCUUCGGUGUUCAGGCCUCUGUCCCUCCCCAGCCUGUCGUACACGGGCAAGUCGGCAAGGGACUUGCAGAGCUUUCUGUUCGACUGUUACUACCGCUUCGACUUAUGGGCGCAACAGAUGAAAAGCGACCGCGACAGAGUAGCUUACGCAGUGAGCUGCCUACAGGGAAACGUCAAGACGUCAUGGAUGCAUUACAUCUUCGACCGGAGACGCGACGUCGGGUUCACCAUGGACCAGAUUACCUGGGCCGAGUUAGAGACCUUCCUCCAAGACAACUUAUCGGACCCUGCAAGCCGCGGAGUAGCGGCGAGUAUACGUCUCGACAGCGCCUCCCAGGGCGCAAAGGAGAAGGUGGACGAAGAAGCAACGGACUUCUACCCUGCUAAGCAAGUUACGUCCUCAACUCCGUCACACCAUCACGUCGCAGAUAGUACUCCCUCGCACAAGGACGGAGCUAGUAUCGCUGGCAAGACGGAUCGAACAAUCGGCUUUAUCGAUGGGUGA
Colletotrichum phormii is the source of this 1002-nucleotide messenger RNA. RefSeq lists its product as uncharacterized. The transcript is spliced from 3 exons. The record is from RefSeq and is a predicted model, not a curated record. NCBI's taxonomy places the organism in Eukaryota, Fungi, Ascomycota, Sordariomycetes, Glomerellales, Glomerellaceae. The coding region runs from base 1 to 1002 and encodes 333 amino acids.